GGUGCAUGUCCGGCUGGUUGGUAUAUGGAGAAAGGAUUCUGUUAUAAAGUGUUUACAACUACUAAAACCUUUUGGCAAGCUGUUGAUUUAUGCGUAAGUGAAAAUAGCGCUUUAUUAAGCCUGUUUAACCAAACCGAGAUUGACUUUUUGAACAAAGUAUGUAAGAUAUGGAUAGGUGUGAAACAGUUUCAGUCCGAUGGAAGGUACUACUGGUUGGAUGGUACAUUGGAGAACUAUACCAGUAUU
Molecule: messenger RNA, 246 nt
Organism: Lottia gigantea (owl limpet)
Lineage: Eukaryota; Metazoa; Mollusca; Gastropoda; Lottiidae
Exons: 2
Source: RefSeq, a predicted model, not a curated record